Radiomyces spectabilis is the source of this 1665-nucleotide messenger RNA. RefSeq lists its product as uncharacterized. The record is from RefSeq and is a predicted model, not a curated record. Bases 1 to 1665 code for a protein of 554 amino acids. Lineage: Eukaryota; Fungi; Mucoromycota; Mucoromycetes; Mucorales; Radiomycetaceae. The transcript has 3 exons.
AUGGCAACAUCAUCACUCUUGACGAUAACCGAUCUACUUCCCUCUGAUAAGGAUAAACAUCAGUAUGCCAAAGUGAUCUCUUUAUCCGAAUCUCUCCAGAAUCGCAUUUCUGGUUUGCAAAAACAACAAUUGGAUACACGUGAAUCCAUGCUUUCCAUGUCAGAGUUGGAAGAAGAGAUCAUCAACAAUUUGUCGAUCUCUCAUUACAGCUUCAUUAAUCAUUUUGCAUCGAAUCAAGCAGAAUCACCACCCGACAGAGUAGAGGCGGCACCGGAAACGGAUCAGCCAUGCACAAAGGAACUCGACUCAAAGAAACAAGUGCGAUUUGCACAAAAUGCUGUGCAAAUCGACGGUCAUUCGGCAGAAACCGAGGACAUGCCUCAGCAGACGAACAACGAGCUGUUAUUGGAAGCAGAAAAGCCAAUAACUGAUGAUCCAGCCAUCAACGAUGAAACAGACCCAUCUCCUGCUGACUCGUCUCUUGUUGACCCAUCUCUUGCCGACCCAUCUCUUACUGACCAACCUCUUACUGACACAUCACCCGCUGCCACCGAGGCUCCUCCAAACGAAAAAGUCAAUUAUGCCAUCUACGAUCCAUUUUUGGUCAAGGAUGAUGCGGCGGAUUCCUUGGCGCACACCAUGGAAAUGCUGCAAGAAACUCUCGACACCUACCUGCCGUUGCCUGUUCACCUGGAUCUGCCGAAAAAUUCAUUUAUUCUCCCAUCGACCUGCGCUAAACGCGUUUCGCCUCCUAUCUCCACCAAGACGAGAACCCGCACUUCUUCUCUCAUGCCAGCAGCUCCCGCCACCGUGCCUGCUUGUCCGACACCAACCCUCACUCCUGGCAAUAAAACGCCAGAGAACGGCAGUAGAUGGAUCUUGCCGGAAACCGAUGAACGGAACAAAAAGCUUCCGGAAAUUCCAGCAACGGCAGGAAAAAGAUUCGUCGCCGAAAACAGGUCUGGCUCUGCGCAUGACCAUGAUCGUAAAAGAGAAAGUGAGACGAGCAUUGCAAGUCAUUAUUGUGACAGACCCAAGUCAUCCAAGCCCCGCAAACAGCCUAGCCCAUUGCAACAGCAAGCCAUUAAAGAAGAGCCCUCUUUUUUACUCUUGACGCCGCCUCCGUCACCAACGGGAAAUCAAGAUUCGUCGUUUUUUCAAAGCGAGCUACGGAACCAGCCAUUACCUUUGCUACCAUCUCAAAGAACGCUUCCCCCAGUCAUUUAUGUACAAAAGCGCCUUAACGGGGUGUUGGGAUUCUUGACACGCACCUAUCAGCUUUCCAAUUACAUCUUGCUUUCCAAGGCAUUAAUUUCACCCACCAGCGGUCUACUCAUGGCAAAUGACAGUCAGGAUGGUCGUACAAAGGCCGUUCUCAAGGUAACGAUGAUUCCUCUCGAUUCAUGCCAUGCUUCCAUCGAACAGCGACGCUACGGUAUCACGUUCCACUGGAAAUACACAAGCAAACACUGGCCUCGAAAAAAUCAACCAGAGGAUGACGACAGGUUUGCUUGUAUAUCGGACACCGUUCUUCAGGAAGCUCUGAAUGUCUGGAUCAGACAACAAAUGCAUCAUGUUACGCUGCCCCCUUUAGCAUACGCUAGUCAUAUUCUAAGAGAAAGCCAAAAGAUUUACGUGGUUUAUGAUCGUGACAUGGUGUUGUAA